AUGGGUGCCAGCUCGAGUUGCUUGAACGGCGAGAUUGAAGGGGCCCUCGUCAUUUGGCAGAUCAACCUGAAAGCUAGCAGAAUCCGUGCGAAAUAUCUUGUCAACCUUACCAAAAACAAGUACCCGAAUGGACCACCUCAUGUCAUUGCCAUUCAAGAUCCUCCAAAGGAACUUCCAUGGAUUUCCACCGGGAACUACAAACCGGUGUACCGAACAGCUCGAACGCUACGCGAGGAAGACCAUCCAUACAUACCGUGUAAGCCAACCAAGAAGGCCAAAUACGAGCAACGACAGCUUGUGGAUCUUGAUCCAGUGGCCUUCUUGGUGUUGGACACGAUUCCUGUCGGACAUUGGCAUCCAACUUUUCACGAGGACCUAGACGCCGACCCCCGGGACUUUCAGGACCGCCUCGACCGCCUCGACCCCCCGAUGCCGCGACACGAAGACGCUUUCGCUGCGACCUUGGCCCUUUCAACCUUGGCUGGUCCCAUAAACAUUCACAACGUUUACAAUCGCCAGACGAAAAUCAAUAUCGACAGGCUUUUGGCCACGUGCACCUUGGGCCAGGACAACCUCCUCCUCGGCGAUUUCAACCUACAUCACCCCCGCUGGUCCCGCAUACCCUUUGUCGGACCUAUAACCUCUGACGCUCGGAGUCUCUUUCACGGGACUGAACAGGCCGGCAUGGAAUGCAUCACUGAGCCUGGCGCCAUGACGUACAGCCGAGGUAGCGACAAGGAAAAACACACCUCUACCAUCGACCUGGCAUUUCUCAGCCAAAGGUUACUGCAUCGUUUUACAGAUUGGAGCAUCUUGGAAGGGGGUAACUUCGAUUCAGAUCAUCGAAUCAUUCAGACCACUCUACUCAUGGAGCCCGAUCGAACGUCCAGCGAUCGCUACCUCUGGGGCAAGGCUGACGUUGCCGGGUUUCGUGCUCAUGUAGAGCGUGAGCUGGCCAACUCGGGCUUGCUGGACACGGCACUUAUGAGCAAACCCGACAUCAAUGCUUAUUUCUCCAAGUUCAACGACAUCAUUCGACUCGCCAUCCCUUUGCAUGUUCCCCUCGCCAAGCAUCCCGUCAUCCGCCGCUCAGCCAAGCCGCCACCUUUGAGGGACAAGCAACAUCCAAAUUUUGAGCAACAGGCUUCGACUCGGCUGGGCACCGAUCUAGAUGCGGAGCACGACUUUGACUCUUUUUGCCGGCGCCUCGAACAGCAAACCAGGACGGAAAAGACGAAAAAGUGGCGGACCAUGCUUUCUGGCGAAGGCGACGACUCCCCAACUAUCCACAAGCGUGCCAAGAUAGGCGCCUUCUUGAGCAAACCUCGCGUCUCCGGUCAGAUACCCUUCCUCGUCGGCUCAGACAAGACCAAGUGCACAAGCCUCGAGGAGAAUGCCCAGUGCCUCCGGAAAUCAGUGUGGCCUAAUACCAGCCAAGGGCCCACAGCACCCCCUCUUCAACUUCCCGACCUCGACCCUCUACAACCCCAGCUCUUUGCCGACCAAGUUGUCUCUGAUGACGAUGUCAAAGCUGUCUUGUCAGGCCUCACCCGCGGUAAGGCUGCCGGGCCAGAUGGAGUUUCGCCAGACGCCCUGAAGAUGCUCUACCACCCUUUUGACGAGCUUCCCGACGAGGCUGUCUACGGCGGAGGCUAUGAAGCUCUCCGAGACAGCGUGAACAGCAUCAUCCAUCCUUACAUCAAACGUGGAGCGCAGGCCUGUCUGUUACACUCGUACCACCCGGACGCUUUCAAACCCUCGAUUACGGUCAUCUUGCCCAAACUCAACAAAGACGACUAUACAAGCCCGAAAGCCUACCGCCCAGUGGCUCUGCUGUCCGUCGUCGGCAAGCUGAUUGAGAGGAUUGUUGCAAACCGUCUCAAGAAACUGGCCUUAGAGCACAGCGACUUGAUACCCUCGACGCAGUUCGGUCUACCCGGCAAGUCCACGACCAAGGCACUGGAGCACCUCGUCAAUUUGGUGCAGCAGUGUUGGUCCCCUGUCGGCCGUGCCAAGUUGAAGGCCACGUUGAUGACGAUCGACAUUACGGGCGCGUACGAUCACGUCAGACGAUUCGAACUGCUAAAGAUCCUUCGCCAGAAGGGCGUUCCCGAUUGGAUUGUGCGGUUUGUCUGGUCGUUCCUCAGUGAUCGCAAGACCGUCCUCAAACUCCCCGGACACACCUCUGAAGAGUUUUGGGUCGAUAUUGGCAUUCCCCAAGGUAGCCCUCUGUCCCCCAUCCUCUUUCUCUUCUUUUCCAGCCCCAUUCUAGAGGCUCUUCAGGUCUCUUGUCCGUUCGCAAGUUUUGCGCUGGCCAUGUCUUACGUUGACGACACCAACAUUCUCGUCACGUCUCCUUCGGAAGCUCGAAACUGUGAAGCAUUGAAGUUCCUCUACGACAACUUGGUGCGCUGGGCAUCGCCCAACGGCAUCUUCUUCGGGCCUCACAAGACAUUCGUCAUGCAUUUCAGGAAAUCCGGUAGUCAUGGGCCGCCAAGCACCGAGCUUCCCGAUAUUCCCGGCCUCUCCAAGAACUGUCUGCAGACAGAGCUUCUUUUGCUCGGGGUUGUUGUGGAUUCGAAACUCACAUGGGCAGCACACAUUGAACAAGUCAUUACCAAAGUCAGGAGGAAGAUGAUCCAUCUUCGCAGAAUAUCUGGAUCGACUUGGGGGCCAUCAUUGCACGAGAUGAAGAAGCUUUACGUCAGCUCGGUUCUUCCCAUCUUCUCAUACGCUUGCCCCGUUUGGUUCGUCGACGGUCGAGGCCAGAAGAUCCGAGGCCAGUUGACAAAGACGUUGGUCCAAUCUCUCGACGCGGAACAGGCGCGGUUUCUGCGAUUCAUUGCAGGUGGAUUCGAGGCCUCUGCCUCGGAAGUUGUCCACAAGGAGCUGCACAUGAUUCAGCUUUCGGUCUAUCUUGAACAACUUGCUCUCAGGCACCGGAUCAACAACCUCUAUUCACCAGAGUAUCGGGACCUCGAGGCAAUGUGGGACAAUGUCUUUACAGACAUUGCAACGGAGCAGGAGUUGGGCGCUCAUCCCUACAAAGCCCUCUACGGCCAGGCGGAAUCCUUGUGGCUCGAGAUGCGCGAGAGGGUUCUGGAUAAGCAGCUUUGCCGAGCGAACUGGAACCCCGAGCAAGCCGUGCAGUCAGAAGCCGAGGGCUGGGCCGAUCCCAAGCGCCGCAAGGCCAUCAUCAAGGCCUACCUGAAGGACAUCUCUAUGGAGAGGAGCAGUCUAGCGUGGGAUCGAUACAGAAACGACCGAAGCGGCAAGGUCCGCAACAUCAACCGCAACACUCCGGCUCUCAAGGAAAACUGGGGCCCAGAGAGUCUCAAGUACUAUCAAGGGCUCACGCGUGCUCAGAGUAGCAUGUUGUUCCAAUGCCGCAGUGGGGUGAUAGGGUUGAACGGCUAUCUCUUUUCGCUUAAGGCGAACUUGGUUGAGACACACCGAUGUCGCUGUGGUCAUCCGAUGCAGACGGCCGGACAUCUCUUUGCCCAUUGCAAACAGCUCACCUUCGAACGCAGUCGCUUGCGUAAGCAUGUCGGCGUAAUCAACUUCGAUUUGCUGGUCACAACCGAGGCCAACGUAGCCACGGCGUGGGCGAUUCGCCAUUUCGACAUCGCUCAGUUCAGGUGGACGGGCAAACACAUGCCGCUUCCCUGCUGA
Messenger RNA from Colletotrichum tamarilloi, 3672 nucleotides. Its product is annotated as zinc knuckle. Bases 1 to 3672 code for a protein of 1223 amino acids. The transcript is spliced from 3 exons. Gene Ontology annotation, molecular function: catalytic activity. Lineage: Eukaryota; Fungi; Ascomycota; Sordariomycetes; Glomerellales; Glomerellaceae. The record is from RefSeq and is a predicted model, not a curated record.